AUGCAUCAGAGCGAAAGCGACGACGGCAUGGCGAAUACGGAACAGACCCUCUCCCACGGACCUGCGAACCGCAAUGGGAAGCUUCGCAUCGUAAACGGUAACAGCAACCCAAAGCUGGCCAAAGGCAUCUGCAAAGCCCUCCGUAUUCCCCUUACGACAUGUAACGUGGGCACCUUCGCCAAUGGUGAAAUCAAUGUCAAGAUUCUUGAGUCUAUACGUGGUGAUGACCUGUUUGUCGUCCAGCCGACAUGUGGAAAUGGCGUUAUCAACGUGAAUCAGGCCGUAAUGGAACUCCUUCUCAUCAUCCAUACACUGAAACUCAGUUCCGUCAGGCGCGUCUUUGCCGUUAUUCCGCACUAUGGAUAUGCUCGCCAGGAUCGUAAGCACACUUCCCGUGUGCCUAUCAGUGCAUCUGCUGUUGCACGCAUGAUUAUGGAAUUCGGCGUCAGCGGAGUCCUUACAAUGGACCUACACUGCGGCCAAAUUCAGGGAUUUUUCCAUGGUUGCCCCGUGGCCGACCUCAGCGCCACCUCGGAGUUUGCAGAGUACGCAAAGAGUAAAUCCUUUGACACCAACAACCUCGUUGUUGUCGCCCCAGAUGCCGGCGCUGUGAAUCGUGCGCGACGUAUGGGAGAUUGUCUUGGUGCACGUCGCAUUGUUACUAUCCUAAAGCGGCGUGUGGAGGCAAACCAGGUGGACAGCAUGCAACUCGUCGGUGAGGUUGACGGGUGCACGUGCAUCAUCGUUGAUGACAUGAUCGACACUGCUGGGACGCUGUGCAAAGCUGCCGAGGUGCUGUCAGAAAACGGUGCGAAGGAGGUGCACGCGUGGGCGACGCAUGGCAUUCUCACCGAUCCCGCGUGCCAGCGCAUCACGGACUGUAAGGCGCUUGUGGAGGUGGUGGUGACGGACAGUCUUCCCCAGGAGGAGACGGUGCGCAAGUGUUCCAAAAUCAAAAUUAUAUCCAUCGCCAAGCUUCUGGCAUCAGCAAUAAACCGUAUCCACUCUGAGGAAAGCAUCGAGCACAUCGGUGAAAAGCUUGUGGAGCAACACGACCAGGACCUUAUUUCAUUGGAUGCGCUAGUCGAGGAGGGUGACUGGCCCCAAGCUGGGCAGCGAUCGAUUAAGAGGCGGACCACCGCGCCCCUCGGUAAGCCAGGCGUCUCUGAACGUUCCCCAGCCUCUGAACAGAAACAAACUAAUUGA
Trypanosoma grayi is the source of this 1206-nucleotide messenger RNA. Its product is annotated as putative phosphoribosylpyrophosphate synthetase. Lineage: Eukaryota; Euglenozoa; Kinetoplastea; Trypanosomatida; Trypanosomatidae. Gene Ontology annotation, molecular function: ribose phosphate diphosphokinase activity; magnesium ion binding. Gene Ontology annotation, biological process: 5-phosphoribose 1-diphosphate biosynthetic process; purine nucleotide biosynthetic process. Bases 1 to 1206 code for a protein of 401 amino acids. Gene Ontology annotation, cellular component: ribose phosphate diphosphokinase complex; cytoplasm. The record is from RefSeq and is a predicted model, not a curated record. The transcript has a single exon.